AGAGGAUCCCUAUGUACUUGAGGAAUAUAUGCUAAUAAAGCCAUAAUCCUUGUAAGAAGCUCUAAAUUGUGCCAAUCAAAUACAUGUUGAGAGAAUAGGAUAUCCAAGUUUCAUCGAUCCCAUCAAUCGCAUAUAAUACAUACAAAAAUCAAAUGUUCUAAUUAACCAAAAUUGACUAUGCAUGACGUUGACUUUUGUAUAUCAUCCAAAUUCAAUGUAUUCCUAACAUACAGCCUUAUUAUGAAUCUUGAUCAAUUGCUUUUAGAGAGUGCUUGGAUAAUAGUUUGUAACUAUAAUUUGACCUAACGAGGAAAUAAUUUAUUGUUUCUUUACUUCUCCUGAAACAAUGGCCCGAUAAAAUUAUAUUUAAACGGUAAAUACUAAGCAAAACCAUGAUUUUGACAUGAUCCGAGAUGUACAAGUACGAUCUACACAUGCACCCAGUCCUCAAAAUCCAAACUUCAGCUAAUUUAAUCAUAGGAGAUUUGAUGAAGGGAAGCGAACUGGUUAAGGCAAUUAAUAUGGAAGAAGAAGAGUGUAGAAAGACAAUUCAUCAAGGACGGUACGUUUUGAUUCGCAUUGACACUGCUUUCUCUUGUCCAAUGCGUCUGGCAUCUUGCAAGUGUUCUCAACUACCGAAGGAGUAAAAGUUAAUCCAAAUAAAGAACCCUUCAUAGAUUAGAAAAUCAGUCCAAUUAUAAUAAAGAAUAUCAUAUCAUCGUCAUAUUUUCCUAACCCCCAAGACACUGAUUCUAAAGAAUAAAAAGAUACCCUUCUUAAUCUCUCCGUCUUAUUAGAAAAAAUUAUAGAUAAUAUCCUUCUUGCUCACUUUCUCAGUCCUAUAUAUAUAUAUAUAUUUAUUCCCUGUCAUGAUACAAAGGAUUUUUGUGAGUUCUUCCCCAACAAAAGCCUACAAACACAUUGAACAGUUUCUUUUAUGUCCUAGAUUUACUCAUUCUCCUUCACACUUUCUUCACAUAUAUGGAAGAUUCAGAGGGAGAAGAGCUUCUGAAUCUGACUCUUUCAGUUGCUGCUGGUAGGGAGAGGAAAAAGAAGGGAAAGAUAAGGGAUAUUAAUGCUAAUUCCAUUAUUUUUCCUAUGAGUUCUUACGAAGGCUUUGAAGGUAAGAUCUUUAGGCUCCUCCAAACGAGGGAACAGAUGCUAAGACAAGAGCAUAGAAGAAAAGGGGUGGUUGAAGAUGGGAAUGGCCUCCCUUUGAUUCAUUUGCUUCUAACAACUGCGACUGCUGUUGAUGAAAGAAACAUAACUGCAGCUCUUGAGAAUCUCAUUGACCUGUAUCAAACAGUUUCCCUAACAGGUGACUCAGUUCAACGUGUGGUGGCAUAUUUUGCAGAUGGUUUGGCUGCAAGGCUUCUUACUAGGAAGUCACCAUUCUAUGACAUGCUCAUGGAGGAACCAACAAGUGAGGAAGAGUUUCUUGCAUUCACAGAUCUCUACAGAGUCUCACCCUAUUACCAAUUUGCUCAUUUCACUGCAAACCAGGCUAUUUUGGAGGCCUUUGAGGAGGAGGAAGCGAGAAACAACAAAGCACUUCAUGUCAUUGACUUUGAUGUCUCCUAUGGCUUCCAAUGGCCUUGUCUUAUUCAAUCACUUUCUGAAAAGGCAACCAAUGGCAACAGAAUAUCCCUGAGGAUAACAGGAUUUGGAAACAACCUUAAAGAGCUGCAAGAAACUGAGGCUAGAUUGGUUAGCUUCUCAAAGGGUUUUAGUAACCACCUUGUUUUUGAAUUCCAAGGGCUCCUGAAAGGUUCAUUAAGGAUCAUAAACCUAAGGAAAAGGAAAAAUGAAACUGUGGCAGUGAACCUUGUUUCUUAUUUAAACACUUGGAGAAGUUUCAUGAAGAUCUCUGACACAUUGGGAUUUGUUCAUUCUCUUAAUCCCUCCAUUGUGGUGUUGGUGAAACAAGAAGGUAGCAGAAGUGUGAAGACAUUCUUGUCAAGGUUCACCGAGUCUUUGCACUAUUUUGCAGCCAUGUUUGAUUCACUGGAUGAUUGCUUGCCACUUGAGAGCAUUGAGAGGCUAAGGAUUGAGAAGAAGCUUCUUGGGAAAGAGAUCAAAAGUAUGCUCAACCAUGACAUGGAUGGUGUGGAUUGCCCAAAAUAUGAGAGGAUGGAAACAUGGAAAGACAGAAUGGAGAAUCAAGGAUUUGUUGGAAGAAAAAUAAGCUCAAAGUGCGUGAUCCAAGCGAAGCUGCUUUUGAAGAUGAGGACACAUUAUUAUCCACUACAGUUUGAGGAAGAGGGUGGUGGGGGUUUCAGAGUUUCUGAAAGGGAUGAAGGAAGUGUUAUCUCUUUGGGGUGGCAAAAUAGGUUUCUUCUUACUGUCUCAGCAUGGCAAUUAGUUUGAAAGAAUGCAUGUUCCUUCGUUCCUUAGUCCUAACUUUCAUCGUUUUGGUAAAAAUCUGCACACAAAAUGAUGAACUUUAACUUCUUGAUUUAUUUGGCUAGUCAUAGAUGUUGUAUGACCAGAAAUAUGUAGAGCUUUUGGUACUUGGUAGAUUGUUCAGGUAAUAAGGUAAAUAGAUGAAGCAUAUUUGUCAGUGAAUUUUAUCUUUUUGCCUUUUGAUUGGUUCUAAUACACAGAACCCUAAUUUGCGCUUUUUUUUUUUUUUAUUGUUUUAGCUGAGAUUAAAAAGUCCUAGUUCGAGGAAGAGACAAAUUUAAAAUCAAGAUCAUGCGGUCUGUAAAUUCUAUUAUAAACUAGAAAUGCAACGCAAUGUAACCAUAGCUUUGAAAAGUUGUUAAUGACUUCACUCAUUGGCGUAGCAAUUAAAUAUUGAAAAACAAUAUGGCGAGUGUUGUUCUGGAUGAAAAUAUUGGUAUAUAAAUACUAGAAAACGGUACUAUGUUAAGUAUAAGAAUAAACAAAUAAAAAAGACUAAUCAGAUUCAUGACUAUUUCAUAUCAAAUUUUAAAAUAAUAAUUUGAUACUUACUAAAUGAAUGUG
Molecule: messenger RNA, 2967 nt
Organism: Abrus precatorius (Indian licorice)
Lineage: Eukaryota; Viridiplantae; Streptophyta; Magnoliopsida; Fabales; Fabaceae
Product: protein SCARECROW-like
Exons: 1
Coding region: 982-2367 (461 amino acids)
Biological process (GO): regulation of DNA-templated transcription
Cellular component (GO): nucleus
Molecular function (GO): DNA-binding transcription factor activity; sequence-specific DNA binding
Source: RefSeq, a predicted model, not a curated record